This is a messenger RNA of Dioszegia hungarica, 306 nucleotides long. RefSeq lists its product as uncharacterized. Gene Ontology annotation, cellular component: membrane. The transcript is spliced from 6 exons. Lineage: Eukaryota; Fungi; Basidiomycota; Tremellomycetes; Tremellales; Bulleribasidiaceae. The coding region runs from base 1 to 306 and encodes 101 amino acids. The record is from RefSeq and is a predicted model, not a curated record.
AUGGCCUCAUCACUCUUCGCCAGCUCCCCAGACGUACUGGGCUAUGUCUGGGCGGCCAUGCUCGCCUUCGGAGCUUUCAUGGGCGGACGCAAGGGGUCGAAGGCAUCCGCUAUUUCUGGAGGUCUCUUCGCCGCUGGACAAGUGUACGGUUCCCGAGCGCUCGGUGCCCAAAGCUCUGACGUCUUCCCCGUUAUGCUUGUCAACUCGCUGCUGUUCCUCCUGAUGGCAUACCGCUUCUUUAACAGCCAGAAGUUCAGGCCUGCUGGACUGAUAAUGGUGUGUCUGCCUAACAUGAUUCUGCGCUAG